GGAUUUAAUGCUUGGUUGUUGCUUCCUGUUGUUAAAGAUAUUGAAGAACCCAACACACAGAGGCUUCUUUCUCAACCAGUUAUUGUGUCUUCCAAGCUCCAAAUCCCUGGUCUACCCUUGCGCUGGGAACAGCAGAGCAAGCUCCUUCCAAGCGUAGCUGGGAUCCCAGCCAGUAAAGUUUCUAAGUGGAGUACAGAUGAGGUCUCUGAAUUUAUACGGAGCUUACCAGGAUGUGAAGAACAUGGCAAGGUGUUUAAAGAUGAGCAAAUUGAUGGAGAAGCAUUUCUGCUAAUGACCCAAUCGGACAUAGUAAAAAUAAUGAGCAUUAAACUAGGACCAGCCCUAAAAAUCUUUAAUUCCAUUCUGAUGUUCAAAGCUGCAGAGAAGAACUCACACAAUGAACUUUGAAGAUAAUGGAAAAUGUGUACAAGCCGACUUUCUCCCCUGGAGCUCAUGUUUUAUUCAAAGCACAAAGACUCGCUUUGUUGAGUAAGGACUCUCAGAAAAGAAGAAACUUAUGUUCAGCACUGGUGGACUAUUUAUAUUCUCCUAGAGCCAGUACACAUCUGAAUCCUUCUGGGAAGUGUUCAAGCUUUUGAGAAGGUACUGUGUAACAGCCGAGUUAGCUAGUCUUAUGUACCAAACUAAUGGCGCUAAUUCUCCAUGGAUGGUUGGGAUCUCUGACUUUCUCUGGACAUCAAGAAACCGUCAUUAAUUAUUUAUGCUGUAUUAUAUAAGGGAACCAUAAUAUUUUCUAAGGAUUCUUCAAUUAUACUUCAUGUACCCAUUUUACUUUUCAGAAGCGUUUGCUUCAUACUAUCAAAAUUAAAACUGAUUAGCCAAAACUUAGGCUACAGGUAGCCAGAUGAGACUGUUAUGGCUAAUACGUAUUUGUGCCAUAGUUUAAAAAUGAAACACUUAAUGUUACAUAUGUGACACUUUAUGCUAUAGCACAUAACUUUACAGAUUAUAAAACUGUCUGUUUGCUUGUAACAAAA
Molecule: messenger RNA, 998 nt
Organism: Pterocles gutturalis (yellow-throated sandgrouse)
Lineage: Eukaryota; Metazoa; Chordata; Aves; Pterocliformes; Pteroclidae
Gene: L3MBTL3
Product: l(3)mbt-like 3 (Drosophila)
Exons: 3
Molecular function (GO): protein binding
Source: RefSeq, a predicted model, not a curated record